Molecule: messenger RNA, 2072 nt
Organism: Onychostoma macrolepis
Lineage: Eukaryota; Metazoa; Chordata; Actinopteri; Cypriniformes; Cyprinidae
Product: H-2 class I histocompatibility antigen, Q9 alpha chain-like
Exons: 8
Coding region: 92-1117 (341 amino acids)
Biological process (GO): immune response
Cellular component (GO): external side of plasma membrane
Source: RefSeq, a predicted model, not a curated record
CACUGCGACAACCGAGGCGACUGGGUCACUUAUUUUAAGUAAAUCCUAGAAGGUUAUUCUGAGAGGAAUUGUUUCUCAAGGAAAAGCAAAGAUGCGACCCGUACUGCUUUUGCUCCUCGGAGCUCAUCUGGCUUAUGCUGGAAAACACUCUCUGAAAUACAUCUUUACUGCUGUGUCUGGAGACAUUGACUUCCCAGAGUUCACUUCAGUUGGUCUGCUUGAUGAUGGGCAGUUUGAUUACUUUGACAGCAAUACAAUGAAAGCUGUGCCAAAGACAGAGUGGAUCAGACAGAAUGAAGGAGCAGAUUACUGGACCAGAGCGACUCAGAAUCUGAUUGGCACACAUCAGACCUUCAAAGUCAGCAUCCAGACCGUAAAGGAACGCUUCAACCACUCAACAGGUGUUCACACAUGGCAGCUGAUGUACGGCUGUGAGCUGGAUGAUGAUGGCAGCACUCGAGGAUACCACCAGUAUGGCUAUGAUGGAAGUGACUUUGUCAGUCUGGAUAAGAGCUCCCUCACCUGGACUGCAGCUAAUCCUCAAGCUGUCAUUACCAAACACAAAUGGGAGGCUACUACAUAUGCAGUAAAAGAGAAAGCAUACCUGGAGAACACAUGCAUUGAGUGGCUAAAGAAGUAUGUGGAUUAUGGCAAGGACACUCUGGAGAGAAAAGUCUCUCCUCAGGUGUCUCUGCUGCAGAAGUCAUCCUCGUCUCCAGUCACAUGUCAUGCUACAGGUUUCUACCCCAGUGGAGUUAAAAUCUCCUGGCAGAAAAACAGGCAUGACCAUGAUGAGGAUGUGGAUCUUGGUGAAACUCUUCUCAAUGAAGAUGGGACCUUUCAGAAGACCAGCACCCUCGGUGUUAGACCUGAAGAGUGGAAGAACAACCAGUUCAGCUGUGUGGUGGAGCAUCAGGGCAAAACCAUCAGAAAGACAGCAGAUGAUAUCAUAACUAACUUUGAAUCUGUUCCCAUUGGCAUCAUUGUUGGUGCUGUUGCUGCAGUCAUCCUGUUGCUGGUCAUUGGUGUUGCUGGGUAUUUGGUGUAUCAGAGAAAGAAAGGCUUUAAACCUGUCAGCGGCUCUGAUGAUGGCUCAAACAGCUCAGCUCAUACAUAAAGAUGAGACCAGACAUGUGGAAGAGAUGAAGUUGAAAAAACAAUUAUACUUCUACUGCUGUCCAUCUUGCUUCCAAAACAUCACAUAAACACACACAAGAUCAUACAUUUCUGCAGUGGGAUUGAUCUGUACUGAUUCAACUUUAACAUCUAGAUAGUUUUUCUUUACUCGUUCUGUGCUUCUUUUGGUUUCAUUCAUUUUAUGAACCUUGUUAAUUUUUAAGGUGUAGAAAUAUGGCACGUUGAUCUCCGAGUCUAAAUUGGAAAAUUUACAUAUUUCUUUUUAGGGACAAAGAUUAAAACUCAAGUACCAAUGAAUUAUUUACAAGGUUAAUUGAUUUGAAAGAUCUGUGAAAUAUUGAUUUGUUGGUUUUUGGUAUCAGUACUGAUCAUGAAAAAAGAAAUCAGAAAAGAAAUUAGAAACCUACAGCAUCAGUCUAAGAUUGAUCUCCGUUUUUUUGUUUUUCUAGAGAGACUAUUUCUGUGGGAGAUAGAAUGUGAAAUAAUUCAUUAAAAAUAAGUAAUUAAACUCGAAAAUAGUUUAUUUAAUGCAAUAUUUUAAUUACUUUAAAUACAUUUUAAAACAGUCUAGUUUGGGUGAUUUUUGAAAUUGGUCUUUCAUCUUUUAAAUUAUACUAUCAAUAUGUAUAGGUGUCAAAUUGUAUUCCUUGUAUGGGAUUUAAGGUUUUUUCUUAUGUUUGUAUGUUUUUUGUUUUAAAUGAUUUAGAUGAUAAGUUGCACUUUUCUUGUUCUUGAUUCUUGUUAAAUAAUUGUAACAUUGAAGAUACUGUACUAUUAAACUUUUACAUGAAUAUCGGAAGAGUACAGUAAAAUAUAGACAUUUGGGGUUACUCAAUCUAAAUUUAGUUACAUGAAUGUUUUUGUAUAUUGGUUGCUUUCAAAGGGUUGUAAUGUUAUUUUGAUUCUUUAAAAAUAAAGGAACCUCACAGAAUGGA